Molecule: messenger RNA, 1035 nt
Organism: Penicillium coprophilum
Lineage: Eukaryota; Fungi; Ascomycota; Eurotiomycetes; Eurotiales; Aspergillaceae
Exons: 2
Coding region: 1-1035 (344 amino acids)
Source: RefSeq, a predicted model, not a curated record
AUGCCGACCAAGACUGCCAGGAAGCGAACCGUAUCGUGGAGCGACAACACGCAACCCGCGCGUGAGCUUGCAAAGACAGCCACUGCGCAGACCUCUCGAUUGGCAUGCAUCCCAUCUCCAGCCCGCUUCAUCCUUGUCGUUCUAAGCAGCCUCACUCUGAGCUCCUUCUUAUUCACAUUCACCUCGGCCUUCACGGUGGGCGAUCUCGGGCCUAUCAGCAAACAUCUGGAAGAAUGGUGGGAGGUGGGGGGUUUGAUAGCUUGGAAGGCCGUUGAGGUCGGACUAGCCUGGGUUCUAGGAUUUGAUGGCCGUGAUGUGGCAUCAUUCUUAUUCUUGACCCACCUGCCAACAUACUCGCUCUUGUCAUUCUUCUAUGGCAUCCGCCCGACUUCUGCACUGCUAGCAUUUGGGGUCACGGUUGUUUCGACAGCGUUUCCAUUCGCCCUCCUGCGCCGGCCCUCGUCCGUCCACAACCUUUCGCAUGCGCCUGCCGAUGCAGUUGCCAAUCGAAAUAUCCUACAGGACAAGACUACCACUUUCUUCACGACGCUCCUGGCAGCCUCGAUCUUUAGCGUUGUAUUGUAUGCCAGCUAUGCGACUUGGCUUCCUACCCAACUGGUCAUUCAUUUCGAGGGACUCCCGGAUAUCAGUGCGGCGCAUGCUGGUCCCGCUGGCUUGCCUGUGCUUUUCCUGACGCUGAUUCCUGCUGGAUGGGCCGCGCGUGACUUUUUGUUCGUCAGUUCUACUGGCUAUUCCACCACCCCUGCUAGGUCUGGUUGUUGCGAAGGUAGUGAAUGUGUGUCUGCAGCCAUUUGUCGCAACACUUGGGGUCAAUUGUCCCAUAAGACGAGAGUCUUGGUUUCUCGGUCCACUGUUCUUGCACUUGGAGUCCUGCUCAACACGAUUGUCCAAGUGGCCGGCACAAUCAACGAUGUCUCUGUCGAAGGUGCCGCCAUUUGGGGAGCGGUCUGGGCAUUUGCGACACUGGUUGCAGGUGCAGCCUUCGGCUGGGUUGAAGCGGUUGAUGGUGUAUGA